This is a messenger RNA of Rhincodon typus (whale shark), 6421 nucleotides long. RefSeq names its product ras homolog family member T2 (gene rhot2). Gene Ontology annotation, biological process: small GTPase-mediated signal transduction; mitochondrion organization. The coding region runs from base 113 to 1969 and encodes 618 amino acids. Gene Ontology annotation, cellular component: mitochondrial outer membrane. The transcript has 19 exons. NCBI's taxonomy places the organism in Eukaryota, Metazoa, Chordata, Chondrichthyes, Orectolobiformes, Rhincodontidae. Gene Ontology annotation, molecular function: GTP binding; calcium ion binding; GTPase activity. The record is from RefSeq and is a predicted model, not a curated record.
GCCACGCCGGGGCCACGGCAACCAGAAUUGAGUCUAAUCGAUCAGUCUCCGGUUACACCGAUUAACCGACAGUAAACCAACGAGUUGUCGGUCAGCGUCAGAGAGUGCCAACAUGAGGGAAGAUGUGAGGAUCCUGCUGGUGGGAGAACCUAAAGUUGGCAAAACAUCAUUGAUCAUGUCCCUGGUGAGCGAGGAGUUUCCAGAGGAGGUGCCAGCACGUGCCGAGGAGAUCACCAUCCCUGCAGAUGUCACUCCAGAGAGAAUUCCGACUCAUAUCAUCGACUAUUCAGCUUCAGAGCAGACAGACGAUGAGCUCCAGGAUGAGAUUAACCGGGCAAAUGUGGUUUGUGUUGUGUAUGACGUAAAUAAAGAAAGCACCAUUGAAAAGAUCCAAAGUAAAUGGAUUCCAUUGGUAAAUGGAAGCACUGAACAGGGCAACAAAAUUCCAGUAAUCUUGGUAGGUAACAAAUCAGACCUACAAGGAACCAGUUCCAUGGAAACAAUUCUACCUAUCAUGAACCAGUUCAUGGAAAUUGAAACCUGUGUGGAGUGUUCUGCUAAGAAUCUAAAGAAUAUUUCAGAGCUGUUUUUCUAUGCACAGAAGGCUGUCCUUCACCCAACUGCACCCCUGUAUAACCCAGAAGAUAAACAGCUGAAACCAUCAUGUGUUCAAGCCCUUACUCGGAUCUUCAACAUUUCUGACCAGGACAAUGAUAGAAUUCUCAAUGACUCAGAGAUGAACUUCUUUCAGAAAUACUGUUUCAGGAAUCCCUUAUCACCUCAAGCUUUAGAAGAUGUUAAAACUGUGGUCUGGAAAAACACGCCCGAUGGAAUCCUGGAUGAUGGGCUGACGUUAAGUGGUUUCCUGUUCUUGAACAUGUUGUUUAUCCAGCGAGGAAGACAUGAAACUACCUGGACUGUUCUACGGAAGUUUGGCUACGACGAUAACUUGGAACUGACCGACGACUAUCUGCAUCCUCAGUUGCGAGUUCCUUACCACUGUACAACUGAGUUGAAUUACUGCACCUACAUGUUCCUGCAACAAACCUUUGAGAAAUAUGAUGCAGAUAAUGAUGGCGUGCUCUCUCCAAUUGAACUGAAGAACUUAUUUAGUGUGUUUCCCUACUUCCCCUGGGGCCCCGAAGUCUUUAAUACAGUGUGCACAGACGAGAGGGGCUGGAUCUCUCUUCAUGGCUAUCUGUGUUAUUGGACGUUCACUGCUUACCUGGAUGUCCAUCGCUGUAUGGAGUAUUUGGGAUAUCUGGGAUAUACCACCAUCAUGGAGCAAGAAUCCCAAACUGCAGCCAUCACGGUGACUCGGAGUAAGAAGCUGGAUCUGGAAAAAGGACAGACUCAGAGGAAUGUGUUUCUGUGUAAAGUAAUCGGACCAAAGGGCACUGGGAAAACCGCAUUUCUGCAGGCCUUUUUGGGGCGGAGCUUGAAGGUGCAGAAUGAGAUGGGCAGAGAUGUCUCUGAUUUCACAAUCAACACCGUGCAAAUCAACAGUCAGGACAAGUAUCUAAUACUGCAUGAGGUGGAUGUUGAUACUGAGUUCCUGAAAGCGUCCUGUGCUGCCUGUGACGUUGCCUGUUUGAUGUAUGAUAUUACUGAUGCCAAAUCUUUCAACUACUGUGCCAGUAUUUACAAGGAGCACUACAUGGAGAGCAGAAUCCCCUGCAUCUUUGUGGCAUCAAAGGCUGAUCUACCAGAACAAAAGCAGGAACAUGGGAUCACGCCUGAAGAAUUCUGCUACAAACACAGACUCCCAGCCCCGUUUCAUUUCAGCUGCAACAGCGAUGAAGCAACAACCUCUCAUAUCUACUCGAGGCUUGCACUUGCUGCAGCAUUCCCUGACCUAAAUGAGGCAGAGCUCAGCAUCACGUCCUUCUGGCUACGUAUCACGUUUGGAGCCACUAUCAUUGCGUUCUUGGGACUCGGCAUCUAUAAAGCACUUGCCAGGCAGAAAUAACAGGAGACGGGAUCAGCACGACGAGGAUGGUGUCCUGAACAGGGAUAGGGGAACAUGCACUGAUCUGCCAUCCUGUAGGAUUUUAUUACAGUUAUCUUUGGGAUUUGGGUAGGGAUGUAGGGAGAGAAGCCAUCGGCUGUAAUGGUGGAAGAACUGAACAAACAGCUUCUGGUGUCCAUGUAUUUUGACAAGACAUGUAGGAAUAGGCUUUCCUGUCUUUACUGUUGAGAGUAUCUGCUGGAAGAGACACCUGACCAGUCUGAGCUCUAGAAAGGUAUCUUUACUCACUCCCCAUUUGGCAGCUAAUGUCAGUGUGUUUAGCUCUGCACUUUCCCCUUUCAGUGUUUAUUCUACACGUCCUGUUCUUUUGGGGCUUAUUUCCCCUGACCUACUAAACAAACUGUCAUAUCCACCAGAAGAGCCCUGGUGAGACUGCCAGUGGCACAUUUUUCUGGUGAUCUAUUUUAGUGUGAGAUUCAGAAUGUGUUUCUUGAAUGUAAAGUAAAACCCCUUUGUUCCGUGGAAUUAUCUAAAAGCUGUUGGCUGGAUGAAAACAAGGGUAUGUUGGUGAGAUCUGAAGGACUGUUUUUCUCAAUAUUUUUAUACCAGAAUUUGUAAUUCAGGUGUAUUGAUGUAUUUUUUCAUUUUAAGGAAAAAAAAACACAAGGGUGUUUCAUCAUACUUUUUGAUACUGUUGGUGCCAAGGUCAUAAAUUUCUGUUGUCUGCAGGUUUUGGCUCAGCAGAGUAAUGGAAAUUUGGAUUCUGUGAAGGCCUGUGCUUUGUCAAUGCUGUUUAACUGGUGCUUGUGUCUGUGUAGAGAAAAUACCUGUAUACCAACAACCAAACCACUUCUUAACUGGCACCAAAAUCUCUCUUACAAUUUUGAUUCUCAUUCUUUGUGUGAAAUUUAUCUCUGGAUAAGUAGGCAAAGAUUAUAAGGCAAACCCAAUCAUCAGGAAAAUUAUGCACUAACUGUAUCAACGCCUGCAAGAGUAACUACAUUUCAAAAACAUAAUUUAUUGAGUAUGAUCUUCCUUGAAAUAUCCUGAGAAUGCAACUGUGUCUUUAAUUACUUGUUUUCAAUAGUAAUCAGUGGCCUUUCCUGAACUUUCUACCCAUUUACAUCGGUAUUUCUUUAGCUAUUGACUUUUUUCCAUGUUCCGUACUUUCUGUGUUGUGAUCCUCAAAUGUAAUUCAUGUUCUGAGGGACAUUGUUUGGAACAGGAGGAGGCCAUUCAUGCCCUCCAGCCUGUUCUACAAUUCAGUCAGAUUAUUGCUGAUCUGCAUCUCAACCUCAUCCACCUACCUUUGCUCCAAAGUCAGUUAGUUAUUAGUUUUGUCAUUAUAUCGCUUAUACAGGUGACUUUUCAUAUGUCCUUGUUACUGGUUGCAGGCCUGUCUGAUCACCUUUGAGAUUCAUUGUUACUGGAUCAUACUGUAGUGAGAGUUAGUGAUAGAGUUCCUAUUGUUUAAAUUUUCUCAAAAGCAGUGCCCCAUUUUUAACUGUUGUGUGUACAAUUUUAAUUAUAAGUGUACCAAAUAGUCAAAGAUGAUUUACGGAUAGAGUACUUCUGGGACUCAGCUCACUUCUAUCCAUCAUCUACUCCCCAUCUUCCUGCCCCUUCAAAAGGCAGAGGCAGAGGCAGCUCUGUGAUGCCUAACCUUGUGAAAUGUUGAAUGUUUGACCUUAUAAAAUGAGGUAAACAAAUGCUGGUGAAUGAGACAUACUGCUGUUUCAGGUGUUUGCUAUCAGUAUGUAAGAAUCAGGAGCUAGAGUAGAUAAUUCAGCCACUUGAGCCUCCUGACCUAUUGAGUGAUCAUGUCUGAUAUUUUACCUCAGUGCUAUGUUGGCUUUCUUUCCCCAGAUUUCUUGAUUCCCUUGAUCAACCUCAAUCUUGAAAUAUGGUCAUCAACUGAGCAUCCUCUGGGCUAGAGAAUUCUAUACAAUCGUAGCUCUUUGAGUAAAGAAAUUUAUCCUCAUCUCAGUCCUAAAUGGCCAACCUCUUAUUCUGAGACUGAUCCUUAUUUCUACAUAUUCUUAGUGUCUUUCAUGUCAAGCCCUCUACUGUGUAACCAAUGUGCCUUAACCUCGACAUGGGAAAAGCAACCUUUCAUAUUUCUUUUUUACAGAGCAACAUCUGUCAAUCAGAGUCAGUUAUGUCUUUAUUAAGAACAGCCCUGAUAUUUGAUUAAAAGUGACCUUUCCUUUUUGUCAUGAGAAAUGAUGAGCAGUCUGGUAGAUAUAUACAUCUUGUAGAUGCUGUGAUGCUAUGACACAUGCCUGGGGCUGGUGGGACUUGAACUCAGAUGUUCUACCCAGAGGUACAGGCACGACUACUGUGCCACAAGACCUUUAAUCAAUUCCUGUAUGUUAGCAUGUUUAACAUAAAGUAUGCCAACCUCUAAGUUCACUUGCAACAUCAGAAAUAUCUUGAGACAUUGCAGUAAGAUUCCAGUGCUGUACUCCAGAAUGGCAUUGCGAAAAGAAUCAAACUGUUAUUAUAUUGACAUCAUCCAAAUAUGGUUCAUGUAAAGCAUAAACACCAACAUAAACCAGUUUGGCUGAAUGAUAGAUCACACUUUGUCUAAGGGAUGUUUUCAGCCUGAAUUUCUGAGUUGGGAAGAAAUUAAAUUGAGUCUGUGGGUUUUAAGGCAAGGCAGGAUUGGUGAUGCCGAGGAGGAACUAUCACUCCGCUUGUUUAAACAGAGUACACUCUGACUUCAUGAUUUGCUUGGGUACUGAAGAUCAGUUGAACUCCCUUGCAACGUCAAAUAGUGAAAUCGCUCAGAACUAUACCUGAAUACCGAAAUACUCUUGGGUUGUUAGAGUCCUCAUCUAUAUUCCAAUGGCUUUUAUGUGUCAGCUUUGAAAAGGGAUUGUAUUUGCUGGACAAAGUUAGAUUUGGGCGGUACCCUCUGAGAACUGAUCGAAGAUGUCCAAGUUCUCACUAGUGUUGCACUUUUUUAUCUUAAUUUUCUUAAAAGUGGUGCUCCAAAAGUGGAAUGAUGCAACACAGAAGGAAGCCAUUUAGCCCAUUGUGCUUGUUCUUAGGGCGACCCUCCCACCCCCUUAUUGCUUUCCCAUAGCCCUGCAAUUUCUUUUUCUUUGUGAAAUUCUGCAUACUUUCUGCUUCUUCCUCCUGCUUAUUUUUGCCACUUUUUUGUUCUCACUGGAUCCAAAGAAUCCACUAAUCUGGCAGGUGGCUUAACUCCAGUGCUGUUCCAAUUCAUUUGGCUGGAAUCGUAGAAUCGCUCCUUCAUAACUGCCAUUGUACUUUGCCACACUUGAGAUCAACAACACAGGCAUGGACUCAUUCUUGUAUUGCUCAGCCUUUUAGACCCUUUAUUUGUGUGUCUGGUUUGCUAUCUACAUGGCAAAAAUGGAGAGCAAAAUACACUCUGCUGUGCAAUUGUAAAGAACUGUGGCUUGAUUGCAGUGUCAGUUGGUGUUUCCCUGAAUCCCCAACUGUAGAUGUGUGCCUAACAGCUGUAGAAUUAUCCAGAGUGAGUGUCUGAUCUAAAAGAUCGCUCCAAUAACCAACCCAUCCCUUGCCUGUCUUCCAAUCAUUCAACUCAGUUGUGAACUUACUGCUCCCAUACAAUAAAUUAAGCCUUUGAUCCUGUCCAAUUCAUGUGAAAUGUAAGUUUUCAUGUGAACUCAAUGUGUUGAUGUGUGUGUGUGUUUUCUGUCUUGAUCUUGCAGUCACAAUUGACCCAUCACUGAAUGGUUGUAUCCAAUAUCAGCUUCCGAGGAGGUUUUGUUGCUGCCUCUUUCACUUGAAGCCACCCUAUGUUUUCCAAUUGAACUUCGUUUCUAUUUGCCCUUUCUCUUCUUGUGGCAAAUGCUUGUCGCUGGGUACUAGUUGUCUGAUUGUAUCUUGGCCAAAUGAUCUUUAGUCACAUGAAAGGUGGUAGAUUAUUCGGCUCCAGUGGGAAAGCAGGUAAGAACUGUCCGAAUUCAUUAUUACUGGAGUCCUUUCCCCUAACCUACUCAUUGUCUGACCUGUCAGGACAGUUAUUGUUCCCUAGUUACUUCUCUCAACUUAAAUCAAUUACCUCACAUGGGCCCAGGGAUUGAACCUGGCAUUGUCCCAAUCUGUCUCACUCAACCAAAACACCAAGCUAUUAGCGUUCACAGUUUUUCUGAUGUGUGAUUGAAGCCAUCCAUUGCUUAGUUUGUAUUGCAGUUCUCAGCUUACAAAGUAGGAAGAUAGAACAGAGUAGUAUUUAAAAUGCCAUGGACAGUUAAAUGAUCAUAUCUUCAGAUUGGUGAGCUUGGUAACUGUGGAACUGGAAUUUAACUUUACUCCUGUUUGAUUACAGAUUGUUGGGAGUAAAAUUCUUUGUGUCAAUAAAUAGGAAAUGUUAUUUCUUUGUGAUUUUUAAAUGACAGAUUUUCUGUACCUGUCCUUUCAUGAAAAGAUAAAUAUAUUUUCAGAUUUUACAAUUUU